Molecule: messenger RNA, 1002 nt
Organism: Colletotrichum abscissum
Lineage: Eukaryota; Fungi; Ascomycota; Sordariomycetes; Glomerellales; Glomerellaceae
Exons: 1
Coding region: 1-1002 (333 amino acids)
Source: RefSeq, a predicted model, not a curated record
AUGAGUGCUUCCAUUCUUCGUCCCAGUGUACCUACUGAAGAUUCGAAAAAGUGGCCAAGUGCCUAUACAAAAAUCUGGGGAUUCGAGAAAUCCAUGUGGAGUUCCCAAAACAUUAACAGCUCGGUUUGUGCCAUGCAGGCUUUCCACAACCGUAGCGUCUUGGUAUCUGCGCCUUCAGUAUCUAACGUCUACUUAUGGGGAGGUUCUGAUUAUUCGACAACCGAUGUCGAGUCAUUGCAAGCCUGGAAGUGCCGAUACUCCUCGUGGGAGAGGAUCAUGGUGUCUGUCGAGAUGGUCUCCGCCAACGGCAAGCUUGUCCUGGACAACACCAACCCUCCACGCCCCGAUCGCUCGACAUCAACUCCGUGGAAGGACCACAUCCCAGUGCCUUUUCUCGAUCCUCAAACCGAUGGAUUGGAAGCGGAAAGUUGUGGUAGCGCUUUUCCGGAGGUGGCUCGGACGCAGGGCCUGGUAUCGUAUUUCAACGCUUCCAACAUCCUGAUCGCGCCUUACGGGCAGGUCCCACUCGAAGCCUUUGGUGAUCCGCAACAGAGCUGGAAGAUUCUCGAGGCCCUGAAAUACAAUUGCGCUCUUCUCAGUGCACAGAUUCUCAAUAUUGAGAAUCGACUGAGAGUAGAAGAAAUGCAAAACGAGGAACUAGAGCCACUGAGCGCAGUCCUGAUGAACAACAACGCCAAGCGACUCGUCCAAAACCCAACGACGACCUACCUUCUCGUAGGAAUUCUAAGCUUUGUUGGCAUAAUACAUAUCUUCAUGCUCUUCUCGUCGGCUUUACGACGAUUCACGAGGUGGCGAAAGGGAUUGCUCGAUAUGGAUGUUCAAGGGCUGGCAACUAGUGGGUUUAGCAGCAUUGCAAUGAUGGCCGCUCUUCUGGAUUCCUCGGACUUUGCGAAGCAUAACCCUGAAGAUUCGUAUAAGUUGUCGAACAGGCUUUCAUCUAUACGCUUUCGUAUGGGAUGGUUUCGGAGGGAGUCGGAUUGA